Messenger RNA from Condylostylus longicornis, 2374 nucleotides. RefSeq names its product facilitated trehalose transporter Tret1-2 homolog. Lineage: Eukaryota; Metazoa; Arthropoda; Insecta; Diptera; Dolichopodidae. Gene Ontology annotation, molecular function: transmembrane transporter activity. Gene Ontology annotation, biological process: transmembrane transport. Gene Ontology annotation, cellular component: membrane. The record is from RefSeq and is a predicted model, not a curated record. The transcript has 6 exons. The coding region runs from base 273 to 1859 and encodes 528 amino acids.
AAGUUUUGUGGAGUAAAAAUACUAAAAAUUUUUAAAAAUAAAAGAAAUAAAAUUUUUCUUUUAUUUUCUCUGAAUUUAAAAAUAAAAACAAAAGAAAAAAGAAAACAGCUGUUUGUCGACUGUUGUUUUAAAAAUCUCGUGUCUUUAAUUUUAAAACUCGCUUCAAAAAACAGGUUGCGCAGUUUUUUUUAAACGCGGGUAAUAUUAAAGGUGAAUAAGGUGCUGGUAACAUUAAUAAAUUAAAACAGGUACAGUAAAAUAUAGUAUACAAAAUGGACGAAACAAAAGCACUUAACGGUGAAACCAAAAUGAAUGGUUUUAAUGGAGAAACAAAAGCAUUAAAUGGAAAAAUGUAUCCUCAAAUUAAUAAUGAUUUAAAUAAACCACUUACUAAAUUAAAACCAUUAGGAUUGAGAUCAAAGGCUGUUAUGCGACAGGUGACAAAAGUAAUAUUAGCAAAUUUAAGUGUAGUCUCUGGUGGUAUGGCUUUAGGAUAUCCAGCAGUUACAUUAAAACAAUUAACAGAUCCAAUAUAUUCAAAUGCUUUAACAGUAUCCCAAGCAUCAUGGUUUGCAUCUAUAAAUGCAAUUUCUUGCCCAUUGGGUGGCCUUUUAAGCGGAUAUUUAUUAGAUAAAAUUGGUCGAAAAGGUACUAUUAUAACAAUUAAUUUUACUGCUAUAAUAGCAUGGCUAAUAAUGGCGACAGCAUUUCAUGAAGAAAAUUUAGCAUUCUUUAUACAAAUUAUGAUAUCACGUUUUGUUAUUGGUAUUACAACAGGAUUAUCUAGUUCACCAUGUGGUGUUUAUGCAGCUGAAGUAUGUCAUCCAAAUUUACGUGGUCGUUUAACACUAGGUACAUCAAUUGGUACUGCAUUAGGAAUAUUUCUCAUAUAUACAAUGGGCUAUUUUAUAAGAAAUGACUGGAGAUUAAUUAGUAUUUUAGCUGGAUCAUAUGCUGUAUUUGCAUUAUUAUUAUCAUUUAGUAUACCAGAAUCACCUAGUUGGUUAUUAUCUAAGAAACGUCAAGAAGAAUCAAAAAAAGUUCAUCGUUAUUUCCGGGGUCUCAAGAAAACCGAUAAUUAUUGUUAUGAAGAAAUUGAUAUAGAAUUUAGUAGAAUGGAAAAAGCUGCAUUAAAUCCAAUUGGCCAGAAAAAGAAGAAAUUUGUAAAAAUGUUAAGAAAACCAGAAGUAUGGAAACCAUUACUAAUUAUGAUUGGUUUCUUUGGUUGUCAACAAUUUUCUGGUAUAUUUGUUGUUAUCGUUUAUGCUGUACAAUUUUCAAUUGAAGCUGGUGUUAAUAUUGAUCCAGUAUUAUGUGCUAUGAUGGUUGGUUUAACACGUAUGGUAACAACAUUUUUAGUUGGUUAUUUGUUAGAUAAAUGGGGUAGAAGACCACCAGCAUUAAUGUCUGGUUUUGGUAUGGCAAUAUGUAUGAUGUUAUUAGCUGGUUGUACAUGGUUCCCAGCUUUAGCUGAUGUACCAUAUUUACCAGUCGGUUGUAUUGUUAUGUAUAUAUUUACAAGUACAUUAGGUUUAAUGACAUUACCAUUUUCAAUGAUUUCGGAAGUAUAUCCACAAAAAGUACGUGGUCAAUGUGCUGGUAUUACAAUUUGUUUUGGUUAUUUAAUGUCAUUCAUUAUAAUUAAUCGUUAUCCAUUUAUGGUUGAAAAUAUGGGUAAAGAGAAUGUAUUUGCUUUUUAUGGUGUUGUAUCAUUACUUGCCAUAUUAUUUAUAUACUUUUUCUUACCGGAAACGAAAGGUAAAAGUUUACAUGAAAUUGAAGAAUAUUUUAUAUAUGGUAAAAGUGGUAAACCAGCUGAACCAACAGAAGUUGAAAUGAAAGAAAUUUUUGUUAAAUAGAUAGACAAUAAAUGCUGUGAAAGACAAAAUUGCUGGAAUUAAUCGUGAAAGACGAAGAAUAUUAUAGAAGAACAAAAACUAUUUUGCUAAAAUUUUAUGCUAUUAUGAAAUGUACUUAUAGAAUUUAAUAAUUAAUUUGACAUUAAGAUUGACAUAUAGAUAAAUGUUAAAAACUACAAAAAUAUAAAAAAAAAUAUUGUGUGCUUAAAAAAUAUUGGAAGGAUCAAACUGUGAUAUAGAAUUAAUAAAAUAAAUAUAAUUUCAAUUAAUUUUAAGAUUCAGAAAACAAAGAAACAAAAAAUUUAAUUGCAAUUUUAUUAAUCACUCACUACUUAAUUAAAGAAUGUGUGUUUGUACUUAUUUUAAUUUUUAUUUAAAAUUUUUUAUAAAAUAUGAUCACAUGUUUAAAAUUCUAUAAUUGAAAUAAAUUGAUAUUUUAUUUAUCUUUAAAUUAUAAGAAUUAAUAAUUAAUAAAAUAUUAUUAAAAAAAAAAAAAACAAAUGAUUAGAAUCAAG